Molecule: messenger RNA, 876 nt
Organism: Mycotypha africana
Lineage: Eukaryota; Fungi; Mucoromycota; Mucoromycetes; Mucorales; Mycotyphaceae
Exons: 1
Coding region: 168-716 (182 amino acids)
Cellular component (GO): cytoplasm
Source: RefSeq, a predicted model, not a curated record
AAACUUUACAUUUCCAUGUCAACUAUUUACCCUUACUGCAAAAUCCGCCUUUAUCGCUUGUCAUUUUUCUUGCUUCAGACUCACCAGCCAAAUUUGACGUGCCACCUGAAAAGAAGGGACAAAAUAAUUUGUCAGUGGCUGUUGAGAAACUUCGUGUUGCAGGAUAUAUGUGGCAAGCCUUUUGUGCCGAACAAAUGCACCGUAACGGUAUGGGUAGACGCACUUUCCGAUUAGAUGAAGCCUGGCUACCGGAUACUAUUUCUUGUAAAGAUAAGGGUACUAUGAGAAAUACAGCUAAAGUACAUAUUAUUCGCUCACAAUAUUCAAUGGCCGAAAUACGUGAUAAGCGUCGAGCUCAACAGAGUAAGGAUCACGAUGCCAGUGUGCAAAGCUUAUUUGGGCUUUUUCUCGAUGAUCUACGCAAUCAUCCACCUUUUAAUAAGCCAAGUAUAGUGGCCGGUCUUAUUUUGGAUGCGCAUUGGGAUUGCAAGUCAGAAGUAACACUAGGACAUGCAGCAUUAGGUGGUGCAAGUGGGCAUACAGCGUUAGGAAUAUUUGGUUCGCAUUUAUUGCAUGCAUGGCCAUCUUCCAUAGAAGACAUUGUUCCUAGUCUGUUAGAUAAUACAAAGACAGACACGCGCUAUGUUGCUAAUGAUGCUAACGAAAGUGGUACCUGGUGGAAGGCAGCAAAUAUUGGUAUGGGAGCUAUGGUAUGAUUUAAACAUAAUUUUCAAUGAUGCACCAAGAUAGAAUGGGUGUUCUUACCGUACCUACAAUUUCAACAGUUGCACGAGGUCGGUCACGCUUUCACUCUGAACCAUUCUCCAAGCGGUAAGAUAUAUGGAUCGUUAUUCUAGCGAGUAUUUGCAAACAGGG